Brachypodium distachyon (stiff brome) is the source of this 2303-nucleotide messenger RNA. RefSeq lists its product as uncharacterized. The record is from RefSeq and is a predicted model, not a curated record. The transcript has 2 exons. Lineage: Eukaryota; Viridiplantae; Streptophyta; Magnoliopsida; Poales; Poaceae. The coding region runs from base 1193 to 2272 and encodes 359 amino acids.
UAAGACCGAAAAACUAGGGCCUACCUCUAAGCAUGUAAGCAAACAUUGUGGCUUUGCAUGCCACAACUAGCAACAAGACACAUGUCCUCAGGCGUUGGGCUGCAAAUGAUCGAAGCUUCCAUCAGCUAGUGUUAGUCCAAGGUAUGCACCCAUGUUCUGAAUUGUUUAAUCCCAAUCCCAUAUAUAAAUUAGCCUGCUGUAGCGUUUGUUUUCUUUCAUGGUUUACUGCUUUAGCUUUUGCUUCCAAAUUUCGAUGAAGUUUAUUAGUACUUUCCAAGAUGUUUACUCACCACAGAAAAGUUGUUGCUUCAAUAAAACUUGACUUCUUUGCUCAAGAGUGUCGAAGAAAUAUCAUACACACAUGAGAGAAAAGAAAACUAUCACAAUUUGGUUUCAACCCAGGGCAGCUGGCAUGCCUUUGCUUUUCUUCUUCUUUUUCUCACGGUAACUCAAUAGCUAUUACACGACGGCCAUUAUAUAGUGAUCCUGGCCUUGUCCUUAUGCCUGACUCACACUCACAAAUUCCUAACUGUCCAACUUGCACUGAAUACAAACUUCAACUCCUGCACAGGCUCUAUACAAAGCUCAAGACUCGUAGCACUUAACUUCUUAAUAAGCAAACCGGCACAUGUACAACUCCGAGACUCCAUACAUCGAAGUAUGGAGUAUCUGCAUACAUACUCAUGUGUCAGUUUCUUUCAUUUCUUUAUUUUACAUGUUCAGAGGCCUUUAAGAGAAAUUUGGCUAAAUUUUGUUUUGGGCACUGAAGUAGAAAUUCCUAUAGUUUCUUUUCUCUCUCCAUGAUUAACGUAUGGUUUCUAGAAAAACAUGCUGAUGGGAUACAUAACAUGGGCACUAAUUAUCAGCAGGAAAUAACGUUACAGUCUAGGGCAUUGAGUACUUCUAUGUUGUAACUUGUACGUGCAUAAAGGUGAAGCGACCUCUAUUUGUGUUUGGAGGAUUAUGCCUAUUGUUCAAAAUCCACACUGGAUUAUGUAAUUUCUUUUAUCCAUCAGGUGGUUGUAACAUUCACAAUCCAUCAUUCAUGUGAGGGCCGCCUUCAUGUGAUGGAGACCUUCGGCGGCAUAGCACCAGUGGGUUCCUAAGGCUCUGCAUUUGGGCAGCUUAUUUGGGAGCAGACGUGGUAGCAGUUUAUUCCCUUGGCCUUCUCUCACGGCAUGAGGAUGCCACCAUGGAAAAACAUGUACUAAGUAAAACCCAACCACUAUCUUUCUUUUGGGCACCGUUUCUCCUCAUACAUCUAGGUGGGCAGGACACAAUUACUGCUUUUGCCAUGGAGGACAACAAUUUGUGGUUGAGGCAUCUGUUGAAUCUGGUGAUGCAAGUUGUUCUAGCAUUGUAUGUUUUCUGGAUAUCCAUUGGAAGACACAAUGUGGAGCUGCUAGUAUCAGGUAUCUUGGCAUUUACUGCUGGGAUUAAGUAUGGAGAAAGAACGUGGUGUCUCAAGUGUGGAUGCCUUAAGAGCCUUGAGAGCUCAACUGGACAAGCUUACAAAAAACUAUUGCCUAAAGAGAUCAAUGGUCAUGGCUAUGAUAGCAUCGUUUGUGAAGCUUUAGGUUCUACAAGAUAUGUUCUUGAUAUCUUUUCAGGGCGUAGCUUACUUGCUGAAAACCCCUUUAGUAGACCCUCCACACUAGGAGACACCAACAGAAUGCUCAAGGUGGUUAGGAUUGAGCUUGGUGUGAUGUACGAUGAUCUCUACACUAAGGCUCUUGUUCUCAGAACAAGGAGCAUCGUCAUACUUAGGUGCAUUUCUCAGAUAUCUGCUGUUGUUGCUUUUGUGCUCUUCCACAUAGAUGACAAACGGGGGUAUAAUAAAUCUGACAUUGCAGUCGCCUACUCACUAUUUAUGGGAGGCUUUUUCCUGGAAGUCUGUUCAGUAUUUAUUUGCCUGAUGUCACCAUGGACAUGGGCGUGGUUGAAGGUCCGAAAGUGUGGCAUGCUUGCUAGUUUGUCCUGGUUUAUUUUUUCCAGUGAGAUUGGAUGGCCUGAAGAGAAGCAACGGUGGCCAAAGUCGAUGGGACAGUAUAACUUGGUGAGCUGGCUGAGUGCCAGCAGCCACCACCUGCAUCCAAGGACAUUCAGUCAACGAGUGAUGAACAGCAGCAACCACCUGCAUCCAAGGACAUUCAGUCGACGAGUGAUGACCGUGUGUAGGAGAUUGCUUGUGGAUGUGAUCGGUGUGAAGAAGGAAAAAAUAUUUUGGAUUAGCAAGAUGUUAGAAACAGAGCAAGUGGACGUCGAAAGAUGAUGUUGGAGUGUAUUGUAGAGGAGAUUAGACU